AUGAGUCGACGUGUAUCGAAAGUCGAACUUCCUCAUGGCAUUCCUCCAGUUGAUGGACUGGACGAUGAUGGCAUGGACGAGUUUUUGCGUCAAGAGGCCGCUUACCGUAAGGAGUUUGAGCCUAUAGCGCCCUGGAAGCGUGACGACAUUCCGGACUAUGGGCCGUUACAGGACCGUCACCAUGUGCUCAUUUUUGGCAUUGUGGGUAUCGCCUGUACUAUUUUCUACGAGACGACGGAUUAUUUCAGUGAAAUCAACCGAUGGCUGGCUUACAUUGCUAUCUGGUUUCCGUUAUGGUUCCGUCUACUUGGCCGCGUGUCACCGGCAUUAACUGAUGAAGAGCUAGACGCGAGAGAACGACGUGACUUUGAAAAAGACUUGCAGAGAAUCGCAGAAGGAAAAGAUGAAGUCGAUAAUUGA
Molecule: messenger RNA, 420 nt
Organism: Peronospora farinosa
Lineage: Eukaryota; Oomycota; Peronosporomycetes; Peronosporales; Peronosporaceae
Source: the annotation of a GenBank genome assembly